AGGAGAAAGAAGCGCUCAGUGAUUUCCAGAAGCACUGACCUUUCCUGAAGGCCAACUACUCCUUCCACUACUAUGACUGCAGGCCGGAUUUAGCACAGUAACCAGCAGCCCUACCACCUGUUUGUCAACUCGAUAACCAUAACACGAAGCAGCUCCACUACGGUGUUCAGCAAGUAUGUCGACCGACAAGGACAUGGCCUCAAUGACUACUUCUCGCCCAAGGACCAGGUUCAUGGACCCGCCUGGCGAGCUACGGAACAAUGUCUACUUGCUUUGCAAAAAUGAAGACAUCGUGGACAUGAAACGUCCCCAAGACAGCGACCCUGGCCUACGGAUCGAUCGCACCCGCCAUCAAUUCUUAGGCCUAACUCAGGUCUCGAGGACGCUCCGAAGCGAGUUUGGGGCUUUAUACCGCAAACAACUUCAACUCCGGGUGGACGCACGUGACGUCUACGAAUACCUCGCAAUGGCCAUCGAGGCGAACAGCUGGGUGGAGGGAGGCGUCAAGACCUUUGUAUACCCGAUCUUUGCCAAUAUCAUUCUUGAUCUUGGCCCUGGGGUCAAUGAUCGAGACGAUUGCUUUCUGGACAUCCUCCCGCUGCUGCGGAUACGCUCCAAGAAACCAUCCUUCAUAUGCGAGUUCGACUUUCCACAGAGAUUGACACCACCCACGUUCCAACCGACCCCGGCCAACCCUGCAGCCAGCUUGUAUCAGAAGUAUACAGCGAGUUGCUUAUACAAGAUCUGAACAAGAUUCUCGCUGGGCCAAAGAUAUUAGCAACGUUCAGGUCGGAAGACAACAAUGUGGAUGCCGCCAUUCUUCAUCUCAAAACUCUCGGUGUGCGAGACCUCAGAUACUUUAAAGGCCCUUAUUCAGUAGUCUCGACGCUAUAUUUUGAUCUUUGGCUUACCGAAGACCCUCCGUGGGGUCCAGGCGCGACACAAUCAUUCACUCGGCGGGCCUCGAAGCGAUGGAAUUUAUCGAAAAUACUGGCUUGGCUGGUGUUCGCCU
Molecule: messenger RNA, 1012 nt
Organism: Alternaria rosae
Lineage: Eukaryota; Fungi; Ascomycota; Dothideomycetes; Pleosporales; Pleosporaceae
Exons: 2
Coding region: 176-748 (190 amino acids)
Source: RefSeq, a predicted model, not a curated record